Messenger RNA from Protopolystoma xenopodis, 393 nucleotides. The record is from the annotation of a GenBank genome assembly. NCBI's taxonomy places the organism in Eukaryota, Metazoa, Platyhelminthes, Monogenea, Polystomatidea, Polystomatidae.
AUGUGUGCUUCGGGCACUCGGACAGAGGGGGGAACUUCUCGAACAUCUAAACCCUGCUGUCCCCAAGUCGCCUCCAGUAUCUGCCUGCUUGAGGCUUCUGAUGCGGCCGAAUUUCCAGAGACUAUACCUCAGUCUUGUCCCCAUCUCCCUUCAUUUUCUACUUCCUUUCUUCUCUCCUUUCUGCCCUAUUCACUGUGCCACAUUGCCCAAUCACCUACCAGCACCUCCAGUCGUUCUGGCCUCCUGGGGUACCCUGGAGGUAUACUGCCAACUUCCACGACCAUGGACAAGUCGAGUCACUUUUCAGGGGUCGCAAAGUCAGCUGACUUAUGCUGUGACCAAGGGUGGGGAGGACAGGUCAAGCUUCCGGGUGCAGCUAGGACAAGUAUAUGA